UAAAGACCUCGCAUUGUUCGUGAAAGGUUUAUUGGAGUUCAUUGUCUUAAUAAUAAAUCGAAUAUAUAAAAAUAAAUAUAUAAAAAAAAGUAUAAAUAACAAGAACGCAAACAAUUAGACGCGAGUUAAAUAAAUAAACAAGUAGUUUAGUUUAUUAUAUUUUAUUUUAUUUAUGUAAAACAAACUUCUCGAAACGUCAAUACAUUUUUUGACAACCAACAAAAUUUCAAUUAAAAUUAUAUUUUAUUUUUUUAAAUUAAAAUUUUAAAAAUGUGCGGGGGUUUUACCUGCUCUAAAAAUGCUCUCACGGCUCUUAAUAUAUUAUAUAUUGUGGUAGCAUUCAUAUUAAUUGGAGUCGCAGUCUACGGUCGCGCCUCAGCAUUGGUAACAAACUUACCAAUAAUUGGUGGAAUUUUAGCAUGCGGAGUAAUUUUAAUCUUAAUAUCAAUACUGGGUCUAAUCGGAGCCGUAAAACAUCACCAAGUUCUUCUGUUCUUCUACAUGUUAAUUUUGUUCCUAUUGUUCUUGGUACAAUUCAGCAUUGCUUGCGCAUGUCUUGCUGUUAAUGCUAAACAACAAGAACAAUUAGCUGAACAAGGAUGGAAACACGUGGGAAUGGAUUUAAAAGCCAAAGUCCAGGCGAAUUUCGACUGCUGCGGAUUUAACGACACUGAUACCAGCGCAUUUGAACCUAAAAAAGACCACCCUUCAUGUGAAGCUGUCACGAAAAUUUGUUGUCCCGAGAGUUGGACAGACCCGACAUCGCAGUGCAAGUGCAAGCCGUGCAUGGAAAAAUUGCAGUCAACAAUCGACCACGCAUUCAAACUCUGCGGUGGGAUCGGUCUCUUCUUUAGCUUCACAGAGGUGAUAGCAGCAUUUCUAGCAAGACGCUAUCGCAAUCAACUGGAUCCCCAUGAAAAAGCUGCGAGAGCCGUAUUCCCUCGUCAUAAUUAUCUAUAUUAAUUAAUUAAUCAGACCUAAAUCUACCGAUAAUUUUUUUUUUAAAUCAAACAGUCAUCAAUUGGAGAUUAAUAAUGAUAAAAAAGUUUUUUUUUAUUAGUUUAGUGUGUGCUCUAGUCAGCCACUAAUACCUACAAUUAUAAUUAUUAUUAUUAAUUAUUUAAUUAAUUAAUAAUAAUAAAUUAAAAGCAGAUGAAAAAAAGCCUCAAUGCGCCUUUAGUAGUUCGAGGAUGAAAAAAUUUAUUGAGCCCAUAAAAAAAAAUUAAAAAUAAUCGGAUAUUUUAUUACACUAUUAACUAUAACUGUUAAUCAUUAAUUAUUAAUUAAUAAAUAUAUAGAUUAAUUACUUGCUUAUGUUAUAGAAAUAUAUAUAGAUAUAUGAGUUUAAAAUGAAGUUUAUGUAAGAAAUUAAAAUUUUUCUUUUAAUUGACUGAUUAAGGUUGAGGACUUAGCAUUUAUGUAUCUAAUAAAUAUAUGAAAAUAUGAAAAAUAUAUAUAUAUAUAGAGAGAGAGGUAUGAGUAAAUAUAUAUGAACUGAGUAGUUUGAAAGAUAUAAAGGCGUGAGGGGGAGAUAUGAUAAAAAUGUAUGGGAAUUAAGUUGUGGGAAAUUUUUAAGGCUACAGAAAAAAUUAUGGAAGCCUAUGGGGAAUUUUUGAUAGUUUGUGAGAUAUUUUUUUUUUAAGCAAUCGGGAGGUAGUAAAUUUUUUAGAGGAGGUAAAAAGAAUUAUGGAUUUUUUUUUUAAUUGGAAUACUGGGGUAAUUAUUAGAGGUAUGAUAAAAAUGGUAAAAAAGUCAGUUGUAGGAAAUUAAACUUUAAUGAAAAUUUAAUAUAUGGGUUACAAUUCUUAUUUAAAGCAUUCAGUCAUCAGAUGUCUUAAUUUUUUUAUUUAAAAAUAAAAAUUACUCAUAAACUAUCAAAGAUUUAUAGGUAUUUCUCAUACUAAUUUUUGUUCUCCGUAAAACUAAAAAAAACAAAAAAAAUUGUGUUUUCACUUCUCCCAAUCCAAAAAUUCCCCAUAAUUACACUGAUUCAAAAAUUCCCAUAAGUUUCUUAAUCUUCAUAUUAAAAUUACUCAUGAACCAUCAAAGGUUUGAAAAAAAUCAUCAUAAAAAACUUUACUCCCUAUAAAGUUAUCUACCAAAAAGUUUCUCUUUUUUCCCCUCAAUCUAAAAUUCCCCGUAAUCACACAAUAUAAAAGUCCCCAUAAAAUUAUCUACAAAAAAGUAUCCAAUAACUCUUCCUAUAAAUCCAAAAUUCUCCGUAAUCUCACAAAUUAAAAUUCCCCAUAAAAUUUUUCGAUCUAAAAAUCAAAUUUUAUUUCAAACUAUCAAAGAUAUCAUAAAAAUUCAUUAAAACCAUUUUUGUUGGUAAUAAAAUUCCCUCCAAAACAUUUUCUCACAACUUUUCUCCCAAACCCAAUAUCACCCUACAAUUUCCAUUUAAAUAAAAAAAAAAAUGAAUCUAGUUUAAAUUACUCUAUACAUUUUUAUCACUCACUAUCGCUUUAAUAAUUAAUUAUGCAUAUGCUUGCUUAAAUUACUCAUAUAAAUUGUACAUUAUAUAAUACUCCAUUCAAAUAAAUCAUUGAAAUUAUUUUAAUAUUUUUUUUAUAAAUAAUUUACUAUAAUUGUUAUUUUUACUUUUUUUAAUUUUAAUUACUAUUGUAU
Messenger RNA from Microplitis demolitor, 2628 nucleotides. RefSeq names its product tetraspanin-31-B (gene Tsp97E). NCBI's taxonomy places the organism in Eukaryota, Metazoa, Arthropoda, Insecta, Hymenoptera, Braconidae. The coding region runs from base 271 to 963 and encodes 230 amino acids. The record is from RefSeq and is a predicted model, not a curated record. The transcript is spliced from 6 exons. Gene Ontology annotation, cellular component: membrane.